UGGGGGUGUGGCCAAGAGGCUCACCUGGCGGGCAGGUAGAGGCGGUACUGGCCGGAUCCGGAAACUGGCGAAAGCGAGAGACCCGGAAAAUACCGGAACCGAACUUCAGAGACCCCCUGACCGAUUGUGAAAAAGGCAAUGCCUAGUUUGUGAAACAAUGCCACGACCCCAUCCUGUGACCGCUCCCCGUGGCCGGGGCUCUCCUCCUGGUCAUCUCUCUCCAUCCCGUCACAGUUCACCAUCAACCAAAUGUGAUACCUCAGGUUCUCGGCAGAAAACACCACCUGAAGAUAUCACCUUUAUUUCUGGCUCAGCUGAAAAUUCCCCUGAAGAGUCCCAAUGCUGUCCCCAACUUUCCCGUGCCUGGGAUACCUACAAAGCUGUGUUGUGCUAUGUGGUGUCCUGCAGCCGUUGUCCCCAAAAGGAAGCUGAGGUAUAUCUUCCAUGUUCUGUGGAAAUUCCAGAUGGUGGCCCACUAAAUGGUCAUCCUGCAGGCAGCCCUCCUCCUCGUCGUGUGGGAGAAAGGGGAAAGAAAGCUGGCCUGGGUAACAGUUUUAGUUACCCAGAUCUUAAACUUAUGGGUGUUCCAGUGUACAAGCAGCCCUGCACUACUGCAACUACAGACACUGAGAUUUGCAAAGAUCCACCUGCUCCACCUCCUGCUCCCCGCAGCUCUGCAGGAGAUUAUUAUUCACUGCGGGAGUCUGAUCCAGAACUUUCUCGAUUGAGUGGCUCCAUGUCCAGUGCCGAGAUAGAUGUUCUAAUUUGGCAAAAGCUGACUGAGCUUUUCAGCUUCCAUCAGAUUGAUGAGCUAGCCAGGUGUACCUCAGAAACAGUCUUUCUGGAAAAGAGCAGCCAAAUCACAGAGCUAAUAAGCAGUCUAACUCAGGACUACCAGUUGGAGGAGCAGGAUGCAGAGUGUCGGCUUGUCAGAGGUAUCAUCCGUAUCAGCACCCGUAAAGAGAGGACACGACCUCCGAAUUCUGCAAGGGAGAAAGGUGGAGGGCAGCGGCACAACAGUCGUAAUGGUGGAAAGGCUCCAGACAGCGGAAAUGAAUCCAUGCAGGAGUCCGGUCUCACGAGCCAGGAUGAUUUGGAUGUUAAAAUUUCAGAAGAAACAAACUCUGAUAUUAUAGCACGGAACAUGAGGAGAUACAGUGCCCCAGGCACCACCUUCCUGAAAGAUGAUUCCUUGCAGGAUACAGAAACCGAUUCCUCAGGGACACCUCUGCUUAAAGUUUAUUGUUGAGGAUUUGUGGACCGAACUCCAAACGUGUCAUGCAUAACUGAAUGUUGGCUAUCAAGGAGCUGCUUUAUCAUGGGCCAGGGAGGACCACCAAAACUCGGUGCCUUAUAUCACACAUACUGUAUGAUCCUUUGAUCAGGUGGAAGCUGCAGCAUCACUUUUGCUCUCACCCUGCUACCUAUGGUUUUUCUGGGGAGGCUAGUAAAAUUAUGGGGUAUUCAAAUAUCAGUCACUUGGAUUUGGUUUUUCUUUCUACUUUAGAGACACUUAUGAUUUUUUUUGAGAGUGGAAAUGGCCUUCCUUCCUCAUCUUCAUUUUGGAGAUGCUACUGGAAUAGGAUAUUUGAAAAUGUAUUUGCUGCUCCCUGGACACACUUUCUAUGCUCUAUUCAGGUGAAUAAAGGAAAUAGGAACACGAUCCCCAGUUUUGGACACAAUGUGGAUAUCGGGAAUAACUUGCAUCAGAAAUAAUUGAAGCAAGUGUGUAUGUAGGUCAAGAUGGAGAAUCCUGUGUACCUCCGGCUUGUUUGUCACACCUCCUAUAAUACAUAAUUAUUAUAAUAAGCCUGGCAAGGAACCUUAAAAAUGCUGCAAGAUGAGUUUGUUUAACCUUUAAUUUAAGCCAACAAAUGUACAGAAGAUUAAAAGGCGUGAUCACCAUGUAUACUGGAAGAAAUUAUGGCCCCUGUUCUUUGGUUUUCUGGGGGGGAAAGGCAGGUUCAGCUAAAUUUUGCUUUAGAGAAGUCCAUUUCUGGAUGCUGUUCCAUGAACCUGCAAUAAAAGGUCAAUGUAAGCACUAAUUCACAAAUGUUUUGAAGUGUCUUAAAUGACAGUUUUGUUUAAAUCCACAUGCUCACAAGGUUGGGGUUUCUUUACUCACUUUUUUAAUAUGUCCUGCUUUUUUUGUUCAUCUGAAGUUGGGAGCCCCAUGGAUUUUUGCCUUUGGUCAUACAUCAUUUUUUCCACCAUACUGCGAGUUUCUCCAUCCAGGUCUGACAGCUGGAGAAGUAUAAUGUAUAAAACUCAUCAGGAAGGACAAGGAGGGGAAAAGUCUUUUCAUAUUAAAUUUCCCCCAUUGUAUUUUGCACACAGUUGUAUUUUAAUAUUGUGACAGUACUAAAAAGAGACAAAAUAAAGUCUAUGUUGGUGGUGGCUUGCUGGUUCUACCAACCCUAUGUCAAUCA
Spea bombifrons (plains spadefoot toad) is the source of this 2429-nucleotide messenger RNA. It is a transcript of the gene KDF1, whose product is annotated as keratinocyte differentiation factor 1. Gene Ontology annotation, cellular component: cell junction. Gene Ontology annotation, biological process: keratinocyte development; regulation of epidermal cell division. The record is from RefSeq and is a predicted model, not a curated record. Bases 158 to 1249 code for a protein of 363 amino acids. NCBI's taxonomy places the organism in Eukaryota, Metazoa, Chordata, Amphibia, Anura, Pelobatidae. The transcript is spliced from 4 exons.